Drosophila kikkawai is the source of this 8534-nucleotide messenger RNA. RefSeq names its product SET domain containing 2 (gene Set2). Lineage: Eukaryota; Metazoa; Arthropoda; Insecta; Diptera; Drosophilidae. The record is from RefSeq and is a predicted model, not a curated record. Gene Ontology annotation, molecular function: DNA binding; histone H3K36 methyltransferase activity; protein binding. Gene Ontology annotation, cellular component: nucleus; chromosome. Gene Ontology annotation, biological process: regulation of DNA-templated transcription.
CUACAUGCAAGUGUAUAAACAACCCACAGAAGCGAAAAAGUAAAGAAAUCACAGGAUCUGUCAGUGCUUUGCCCUGUGAAUCGCAGCCAUGGAGGAGUUGUCCGGCUCUGCAAUGGGUUACUCCGGCCAGCCAGCCGUUGCGUCACGUGGCCGCGGUCGCGGUCGUCCGCCAAAGUGGGCCUCUGUGAAACGGGAUUCUCCAGCUGCUGCUGCUUCUGCUGCUGCUGCAGCUGCGGCAUCACCCACGUCCCUGGAGGCUGAUGCGGAUGGCAGCCCCAACGAGUGCCGGCGUAGCUCGCGCAAGAAGAUCAUCAAGUUCGAUGUGCGGGAUUUGCUCAGCAAGAACCGGAAGGCUCACAAAAUCCAAAUUGAGGCACGCAUCGACUCGAAUCCAAAUACCAAUACCAGCAUCCCAACCACGGCUGCAACUGGCUCGGCUCCAGCCUCCGCCGCCGCCACAGCCGCCAGCGGUAAUAGCAAUCGCCUGUUCUCCAUGUUCGAGAGCAGCCACCAGUCCCUGCCGCCACCACCACCGCCGCCGCAUGCCUUGGAGAUCUUUGCCAAGCCCAGACCCACACAAAGUCUGAUCGUGGCCCAGGUUACCAGCGAGCCCAGCGUCAGUCCCGUUCAGACAGUGGCUGCCCUGCCCGUGGUGGCUGUCCGGAAGCGCGGUCGCCCACGGAAAAGUGUACCGCCAGAAAUGGCAGUUGCUGUGGCUGUGGCUGCUACUCCCACCGCUCCCAGCUGCUCGGACUCGGACACCAACUCGAAUUCCACCAGCACCAGCACCUCCACGGGCAGCGGCAGUGGCGGCGAGGCGGCAGCCGGAGCCUUUGCCGGCUUCAAGCGGAAGUCCAAGCUACGCGUCUCGGUGAAGCGUUUGAACUUGUCGCGUCGUCUGGAGUCAUCGGAUUCGGGAGACACGCCGCUAAAUAUCACUGUGGUGGGUGCCUGCACCUCACCGCCGUCGUCUUCCUCGUCAGUGGGGGAUCCCCUAGUGCUGCAGGAUGAGAAUGCCUUGGAUGAGGAGCCGGAAAAGCAACCACUCAAGGAGCUAGCCACAAUUCAUGUGCCGGGGGAUAACUCAGAUUCCGACUCGCAGAUUAUAUUUAUAGAAAUUGAGACGUCGGACACGGGCAAGGAGGAGGAGCACGAAAAGGAGCAGGGACAGGACCAGCAGAAGCCAGAGCAGGAGCUCCUGCCUCCUGCCCAAGUGCAAGAAAUCGAAAUUGAUCUCGAAAAGCAGGAGCCAGAUCUCGAUGAGAUUAUGGUGGAGGUACUGAGUGAGCCACCUAGUCUCUGGUCUGCCGACGAUGAAGAUGAUGAGGAGGGCAGGCCAGCGGCACCGGAAUCCACUGAAUCAUCAUCACCGGCACCGCGGCGCAGCAGGAGAUCAGCCAUGUCGCUGGGAUCCACCAGUCAGGGUAAAACCCUGGAGGAAACCUUUGCCGAGAUAGCCGCUGAGAGCAGCAAGCAAAUCCUAGAAUCAGAGGAGUCACAGGGUCAGGAGGAGGAGGAGGAGGAGGAGCAGCAUGUGCUAAUAGAUCUCAUCGAGGAUGAUAGCCAGAGUGGCCUGGAGGCAGAGGAGGUAGUUCGUGUUAAAGAAGAUGAGCCUCAGAAGGUGGAAGUACUUUCAGAGGCAAAGGAAGUCAAGAAGGAGGAGGAAAUGGGUUCAAGCUCGAAAGUUGCAGCUGCUGCUGAGUUCACACUGAAAGAGGAAGCUACUAAAAGUGAGCCAAUGCCUGGAGAAGAGUCUAAAGCGUCCACUGAGUGGGAACAGCCUCAAAAGGAAGUAAGGAAAGACUCCACCAAAUCCCUGAAAGAAACUAUAACCUCAAAGGAAAAGUUGCUUAUAAAGGAGGAGGAUGUGGUGGAUGUGGAGAUUGUGGAGACGUUAGAGCCUGUGGAGACUGCGGAAGCUGCGGAGAGUGUAGAGCCUGUGGAGACUGUAGCGCCUGUGGAGAAUGAAGCGCCUGUGGAGAAUGAAGCGCCUGUGGAGACUGUAGAGCCUGUGGAGACUGUAGCGCCUGUAGAGACUGUAGCGCCUGUGGAGAAUGAAGCGCCUGUAGAGACUCUGGCGCCUAUGGAGACUGUAGCGCCUGAGGAGACUGUAGCGCCUGUGGAGACUGUAGCGCCUGUGGAGACUGUAGCGCCUGAGGAGACUGUAGCGCCUGUGGAGACUGUAGCGCCUGAGGAGACAGUAGCGCCUGUGGAGACAGUAGCGCCUAUGGAGACUGUGGAGACUUUGGAACCUGUGGUAACCCCAGAACCAGAAGCUCAGUCCAAGCUACAAGUUAAAGAUUUACCACCCGCCUCCAUGAACCCAGAGGAGUCACCACAGCCAGUAGAGGAGGAAUCCCAAGCUACUCAGCUAAUAUUCAAUGAGAGUGAAAAACAAACAAAGCUCGAAGUGGAGCCGACGGCUCAUUUGUCAAAUGAUGAAAAUGAAACCCAAACAACAUCAAAUGAACAGCUUGGAAGGGGUGAGCAGCCUGAGCUAAAGGCUUUAAGCAAGCAAGAGGUUUCCAUAGCAGUAGCAGGAGCAAAACCAGCGGAAAGCGAGGAAACCAAAAAAGGCAGGAAGGAAGAGCAGCAGGAGUCCAAGUUGCCAGAGAGAUUAGCUUCAGCUUCAUCAUCUUCAUCGUCAUCCUCGACUUCUUCGUCUUCGUCGUCGUCGUCGUCGUCUUCAUCGUCGUCGUCUUCUUCGUCCUCGUCUUUGUCUUCCUCCUCAUCAGCCGCGGUAAGCAUGAAAAAGUCCAAGAAAGAAGGCCUGACCAAGAAGCCAACUGGGCCAGAAAGAAAGACCUCGACAUCCGCAGCAGUAAAAGAUCUAAAAGAAGCCAAGAAAACUCAGCCAGGAAUAAAGGAUAAGAGCUCACCUUCCAGAGAACUCACACAGGUCACCUUGAAACAAGAAAAAACUAUGGAAACAGAAGCCAUUUCCAGCAAGUCAAUCAAACCUGUAAAGGUAGUCCCCUCUUCGGGAACCAAAAAAGAAAUGGAACGCGAGAAGUCCUCACCAGAAAAUAUGGUUUUAACCAAGAAGAAAGAUCAACGAAAAUCUCCUACCGAAAAAGAAAUGGAAACGGCUUCAAGGGAUUCACCCAAAAGUGAAGCAAGCGCAAAAAAGCCAUCAAGCGACAGCUCCACGCCCAAUAAAACCAAAGACAAGUUCUUUGUGGAAUGCGAUGCCAUGUUCAAGGCCAUGGAUAAGGCCAAUGCCCAGAUGAGACUGGAGGAGAAGAGCAAGAAAAAGAUUAAGAAAGUGCAGCCAAGCAAGGUGGAAUCCCCUGUGCCGGUAGUCUCCAUCUCCACUUGCACUUCCUCCUCUUCCAACUCCACUUCCACCUCCUCCUCCUCUUCACCCCUAGUUCUACCAAAAAAGUCGCUGGUACACAGAACCACAAGCUGUCGCAGGAAUACCGUCUACGAGGAUUCACCCAAGUUGGAAAGAAGCAGCUCCCCUAGCUCUGAUGCCACCACAACACCACCCACACGGGUCACCACGCCCCUGGGCAAAGCCAAGCGAGCCAAAACUACAACCAAACCAAAUUCCAGGCGCAGCACAAUAUCUGAAGAUUCUCAACCAACAAUUUCCCAAGGAUCCUCCUCCGCGGAUGCCUCUGCAAAACGAAAUCCCUCAAAGAGCAGAGACUCCUCCGAGAUCAAGGAUAAAGCCGACUCUCCCAUACCCACCAAACUGGAACUGCGUCGGAAUACCAUAUGCGAAGAGCGCCAAGCUGAGGCCAGUCCAGCUGUACCGGUGACCAAGCGUCGCUACUCGCUGCAUCCCAAGGCCUCGGCUGAUCUCUUGCCAGACAUCCACAAAUCCGCUGGCAAGAAGCGAGCCAGAAAAAGCAACAAGACUUCGUCACUGAGCCGCCAGGAUUCCCUAGACUCCAGCUCCAGUACCUCUCAAGGACAAGGGAAUAAUCAUAAAAAGAAACUCCUAAUCCUUGAGAACGAAGAGUCCUCGGAGUCCAAUUCUUCGGGGAGCAAGAUUCAGCGUUCGCCUGAGCAAGAAGCACCCGAUACCCUCAAGGAUAUAGCCAAAUUCAUAGAGGAUGGGGUCAAUCUUCUGAAGCGGGAUUACAAGGUGGCCGAUGAGGAGGACGAGUCCCAGCCAGGAAAAGAGGGACAGACGGAGGAGCCGCCUCCACCGACCCUUACCGAGGAGGAUGAGUUUUCGCAGCGAGUGGCCAAUAUGGAGACACCGGAUACCACGCUCUCACCCUCGCCCACGCAAUCCAACUCGGAGGAGACCUGCUCCUCCUCCACCUCCUCCAACAAUGGUGGCGUUCGUCGCUCGCAUCGCAUCAAGCAGAAGCCCCAAGGGCCCAAGGCUAGCCAGGGCAGGGGUGUGACCAGCAUGGCCUUGGCUCCGAUUAGUAUGGAUGAGCAACUGGCCGAGCUGGCCAAUAUCGAGGCCAUCAACGAGCAGUUUCUGCGCAGCGAAGGACUUAAUACCUUUCAGGCUUUGAGGGAGAACUUUUACCGAUGCGCCAGACAGGUGAGCCAAGAGAAUGCCGAGAUGCAGUGCGACUGCUUCCUCACAGGCGACGAGGAGGCCCAGGGACACCUCUGCUGCGGCGCCGGCUGCAUCAACCGAAUGCUAAUGAUCGAGUGCGGCCCCCUGUGCACCAAUGGCGAUCGCUGCACCAACAAACGCUUCCAGCAGCAUCAAUGCUGGCCCUGCCGUGUCUUUCGUACCGAGAAAAAAGGCUGCGGCAUUACAGCCGAACUGCAAAUCCCACCCGGUGAAUUCAUCAUGGAAUAUGUGGGCGAGGUCAUCGAUAGCGAGGAGUUCGAGCGACGGCAACAUCUCUACUCGAAGGAUCGCAAGCGGCACUAUUACUUUAUGGCUUUGCGCGGCGAGGCCAUUAUCGAUGCCACCUCCAAGGGCAACAUUUCGCGGUUCAUCAAUCACAGUUGCGAUCCGAAUGCCGAGACCCAAAAGUGGACCGUUAACGGGGAGCUGCGCAUAGGUUUCUUCAGUGUGAAACCCAUCCAACCUGGCGAGGAGAUCACCUUUGACUAUCAGUAUCAGCGUUAUGGCAAGGAUGCUCAGCGUUGCUAUUGCGAGGCCACCAAUUGCCGGGGCUGGAUAGGCGGCGAACCCGACUCCGAUGAGGGUGAGCAGCUGGAUGCGGACAGCGAUAGUGAAGCAGAGCUGGAGGAGGACUUGGAACUGGAGACGGAAACAGCUGACCAGGAGGCGGGCGAGUCGAGGAAGAUAACCAAAGCCAAAAUGCCCACGAAAAUCAAGGUCAAGCUGCCGGUGGCCAGCAGAAAACGCAAGGAGCAGCAGCCACAGCAGGUCAAGCCCAAGGAUCGGGAAUACAAGGCUGGACGCUGGCUAAAGCCCAGCAGUGCCGCUGCCUCGGGUGAAAAGGCCACCCGUAAGCCCAAGGUCAGCAAGUUCCAUGCCAUGCUCGAGGAUCCCGAUGUCUUGGAGGAGCUCUCCCAGCUUAGUCGCAGUGGUUUGAAGAACCAGGUGGACACCUUACGCUUCUCCCGCUGCAUGGUAAGAGCCAAGCUACUCCAGACCCGCCUCCAACUCCUGGUGGUUCUCACACGCGGGGAAUUGCCCUGCCGCCGGCUGUUCCUGGACUAUCAUGGUCUGAGGCUGCUCCAUGCCUGGAUUAGCGAGAAUGGCAAUGAUCAGCAGCUGAGGGUGGCACUCCUGGAUGCCUUGGAGUCCCUGCCCAUACCCAAUCGCACCAUGCUGAACGACAGUCGGGUUUACCAGAGUGUCCAGCUGUGGAGCAGCAGCCUGGAGCCGCCACCACCCGAGGGAGCAGAGAUGAUGGACCCGGCACAGUCGGAUUUGCACAAGCGCAUGGUGGCUCUGCUCCAGAAAUGGCAGGCUCUCCCAGAGAUCUUCCGCAUACCCAAGCGUGAGCGCAUCGAGCAGAUGAAGGAGCAUGAACGCGAGGCGGAUCGCCAGCAGAAGCUGCAGGGCACUGCUCUGGAGGAUCAACGGGAGCAGCGGGAGAGCACCAGCGAUCGCUACAGACAGGAUCGCUUCCGCAGGGACACCACCAGCAGUAGGACUAGCAGCAAACCCAUACGGAUGAGUGGCAACAAUACCAUUUGCACUAUCACCAACCAAUCGAAGGGCAGCAAUGGAGCCAUGGAUGGUAGUAAUGGUGGCACCAAUACUGGUGGCCAAAUACGAAACGAUAAUCGUCGAAGAUCCGAUCUGGGAGGAUCUUCCACAGAGCCCAGACGCAUAAUAUCCAAGGAGCUAAGGCGGAGUCUGUUUGAGCGCAAGGUGGCCUUGGAUGAGGCGGAGAAGCGGGUUUGCAGCGAGGAUUGGCGGGAGCACGAGCUGCGCUGCGAGUUCUUUGGCCUGGAUCUAAAGGUCGACACCAAGCAGCUGCCGUUCUACCAGAACACCGAGACGGGGGAGUGGUUCAACAACGAGGAUAUGCCCGUGCCGGCACCUCAGCAAGUCCAAGCCAUGGUCUCGCCGGAGGAUGCCGAGGAUGCCCCUUCAAGUGGUCAAGCUGUGGAGUAUAAACUCCCUGCUGGAGUAGAUCCCUUGCCCUCGGCCUGGGAGUGGCGUAGGACGCCCGAUGGUUAUAUCUAUUACUAUCAUCUCCGUGAGCGCAUCUCCCAAUGGGAGCCUCCAAGCGCUGAGCAGCGUCUCCAGACCCUAAUGCUGGAGGAGGACACGGCAGCAGCAGCAGCAGCAACGCAGCAGCCGCUGCAUGAGCUACAAAAUGAACCCGAGCUGCAUGCCACCGAGCUCAUCCAAGUGGACACCGACUAUGUGGGCUCGCUUAGCUCGAAAUCCCUGACCCAAUACAUCGAGGCCAAGGUAAGGGAACGCCGGGAGCUGCGACGCAAUCGCUUGGUCUCCGUCCGUGUGAUCAGUCCCCGGCGGGACGAGGAUCGCCUGUACAACCAGCUGGAGUCGCGCAAAUACAAGGAGAACAAGGAGAAGAUCCGACGCCGCAAAGAGAUCUAUCGCCGGCGCAAGCCAGAUGGCGAGGUGGCAGCUGCAGCUCCUAACCCAGAUGAGUCUUCUGGCAACUCCCUGCCCAUACAGGGUUAUCUCUACUCGUCGGAUGAGGAAGCGGCGGAUAUAACUGCUGCCGUUGUGACUGCUGGCGGAGAGACGCCCCUACUGGUGGGUGGCCUCAAGGUGGACGAAUUGGAUGCACUCAACAUGGAGCCGAGCACCAGCCAGGCUGCCCUGGCGGCUCUGGCCAGUGGCUCGGUGGGAGGCAGCAAGCGCAAGCUGCCGAUGCCGCCCCAUGUGCCGGAGUUGAAGAAGCAACGCUCGGAGAAUCGUCCCAAGAAGAUCAAGAGCACUUUGCCACCUGCUAAGCUAAGGGAGGCCCAGGAGAAGUUCCGCUUCGAUGUCAGCGGCCUGGUGGCCGAGAUUCUACGUCCCUAUCGCAAGGAGAGCUGCAAAGUGGGACGCAUUUGCAGCGAUGAGGAUUACAAGUUUUUGAUUAAGCGGUUGAGCCAACACAUCACUGCCAAGGAGAUGCGUUAUUGUGACGAGUCCGGACAUGCUCUGUCCUGCACGGAAUCUGUAAGACACAAAUCGUAUGAUUUUAUCCAUCAAUACAUGCGUAAGAAGGGCCGCAUCUAUCGGAAGCCAGCAGAGCCAACUCCAAUUUAAAGCUAAAAACAGACGAGCCAUUCCCCAAGAAAUCGUUUUCCACCAACAGAUUCCCUUCGAGGGAAGGAAAACUGCAUGUUGUUUAUACAAUUCCUUCAGAAAUUGUUUUACACCAACAUCCUUUUUUCGUUUUACACCAACAUCCUUAAGAAAUCAUCCUCCGAGGGAUGGAAAACUGCAUGUUUAUACAAUUCCUUCAAAAAUUGUUUUACACCAACAUCCUUUUUUCGUUUUACACCAACAUCCUUUUUUCGUUUUACACCAACAUCCUUUUUUCGUUUUACACCAACAUCCUUUUUUCGUUUUACACCAACAUCCUUUUUCGAUUUACACCAACAUCCUUAAGAAAUCAUUUUUACACCAACACAAUCGCUUCCAAAUCCGUAUGUUAUUUAUAUAAUUCCAAAUCCGCAUGUUGUUUAUACAAUUCCAAAUCCGCAUGUUGUUUACACAAUUGAUAUCCCCAAUAUUAGAAGAUAAGCGUAUCAUCGUGACCUACCCUUCAAGGCGGGGUAGCAUCGAAAGUUAAUACAAAUUUAAGCAACAACAAAAAUACUAAUAAAAUAAUUAGGUUUACGUGACAGUUCCAAACAUGUACAGAUAAUCGUUAAGCAAAAAAAUUACCUAAGUUUAAGUUCAAUCAACUUUGCUAAUAAAAAAUUUGCUAGAAAAAAACUCAAUGGCUAAAUUGGGAAAAAAAUAAUGUUUUCUUUUUAUUCAUUAACCAUUGAAUAAGUUAAAAAGUAGCAGCGCCAAGUACAAGGAUAGGGAUUUGAGGUUGAGUGAUGAACGAUGGCGUUGGGAAGGAGAGACACCCUACUGCUGCUGCUGAUGGCUGCCUGGGGCAGUCUCACCUGCCGCUGGCGUGCGAUUGGCCUCCUCUGGCUUCAUGGCGGGG